CACCAGGCUUGGGAAAUGAUGAUUCAGGCUAUUGUCGUUUCCCAGUUACAUUAGUAUAUAAAUGGCUUUCAUUGCAAGAAAGUUUGCUUGGUCUUUAAUUAUUGAGGAUCACCAAAAAGUUUUGGGCUGUCAAAAUUUUCCUAGUGUAACACAGAAGCCCAGCCUUUUUAAAGCCCAACGAUUGCCUUGUUAUUUGGAAAACGGUUAGUCUUCCCGCGAAAUGCCCCGAUCAUGAAGAAUACCAAACCUUGCCGCCUACAUCUCUCUCCAUUCCUCCAAACAAUCCCUUUCCUUUGUAUUCUCCUUCGCCUCGCCAAUCACUUCCAAGAAAAGCAUCCUUCUCUCUUCUAUAUCAUCGCCACGGUCAGCAUGUCUCUUCUCAUAAGCACUUUCCUUCAACAACUCUCUUGUUUGUUCAAUUCUCAUUCUCUCUUAUUUCACUUCCCAAAAUGGCUUCUCAACAAGAAACUGACACCAUGGCCAACAACGCCACUGAAACCGUCACCGGAAAUUCCCCCGCCAUGGUGAGUCUAGCAGCGAAGUACUCGAACCGGGUAUUGGUAAAAAGCAUUGUUGAACGUGAUGACGGUGGGGUGGGAUUAAUUGGUGAAAGAUUAGUAAUUGGCGGGUGGGUUAAGUCUUCCAAAGAAGUUCAAAAAGAGCUGGUGACACCAGCACCAGCACCGAAAACUGAUGAUCAUGGUGCUGCUGAAAUGGAUUUAAGCCCUCCACGUGGAGAAAAAGACGUGACCUGUGUGGAGAUUCUUCAAUCAAGAAUACCGUUUUUUAGGACAAUUAUCAGGGUGUUGAGUGGCGGUGCUGGUUGUGGUAGUACCAACACUAUCCGUGAGAAGUUGGAAGCUGUGCUUCCUAAGCCACCACCGCCUUCCACUCUUUUCUUGCAAAUUAGUGAUGGGUCUUCUGUAGCUCCUUUCCUGGUGGUGGUGGAGUCUGCUUUAGCUUCGCCUGCCAGGCUUUUGCCCACUGGAACUUGCAUAUUAGCAGAAGGUGUGUUGAAUCAUUCAUCAAAUCAGGGAAAACAUGUUGUUGAACUCAAAGUAGAAAAAAUUCUUCAUAUUGGGACGGUUGAUCGUGAUAAGUAUAUCUUAUCAAGGAAGCGUCUACCACUCGAUCAACUAAGGGAUUCUACCCAUUUUCGGCCUCGUACAACUACGGUGUCAUCUGUUAUACGAAUCCGUAGUUCCCUGACUUUUGCAACUCACACAUUCUUCCAAAACAAUGGGUUUUUUUAUGUUCAAGUGCCCAUUAUCACAGUCACUGAUGCUGAAGGAUUUAGUGAGAAGUUCCAGGUUACAACUCUUCUAGAAAAAGCAGAUAAAGAGGAGCCAAAUGCCACUAAGGAAGUUGAAGGUGUUACCCUUGACAAUAUAAAGGCUGCUAUAAAGGAAAAAAGCAAUCAAGUUGAAGAACUCAAGAGAAGUGAAAGCAAUAAGGAAGCACUCACUGCAGCACUUCAGGAUCUAAGGAAGACAAAUGAACUAGCUUCACAACUAGAGCCAAAAGAAAAAACGAAACCGGUGCCUUCAAUUAAGAUUGAUAAAAUCAACAUUUCUGAAGACUUCUUCUCUCGCCAGACGUAUCUCACUGUCUCGGGUCAUCUUCAUCUGGAGAGUUAUGCAUGUGCCCUCGGAAAUGUUUACUCAUUUGGACCCAGAUUUCGAGCAGAGAAGAAGGAAUCAGCAAAACAAGUGGCAGAGAUGUGGACGGCUGAGGCUGAAAUUGCUUUUUCCCAAUUAGAGGAUGCCAUGAAAUGUGCGGAUGACUAUUUCAAGUUCCUCUGCACUUGGAUUGUUGAAAAAUGCGGAAGAGAUAUGGAAUUUAUCUCCGGUCGGAUUGACAGAACCAGUAUUGAACGGCUGCAAUCAAUGAUGUCAUGCUCCAUUGAAAAGAUUACCUACACAGAUGCAGUGAGAGCUCUGGAAAAGGUUACCGAAAAGAUUUUCGAAGCAAAACUUGAGUGGGGUGUGGCUCUCACAGCAGAGCAUCUAAGUCAUUUGGCUGAUGAGAUCUAUAAGAGUCCUGUAAUCAUAUAUAAUUAUCCCAAAGCGGUUAAACCAUUUUAUGUACGCCUUAAUGAUGAUGGAAAAACAGUUGCAGCAUUUGAUAUGGUUGUACCAAAGGUUGGAAAGUUGAUUACCGGCAGCCAAAAUGAGGAACGUAUUAAUAAGCUGAAUGCAAGGAUCGAGGAAUUGGGCUUGCCAAAAGAGCAGUAUGAAUGGUAUUUAGAUCUGCGCAGGCAUGGAACAGUCAAGCACUCUGGAUUUAGUCUGGGAUUUGACCUAAUGGUUCUGUUCAUUACUGGCCUCACUGAUGUGAAAGAUGCAAUCCCUUUUCCCAGAAGUCUGGGGAAAGCCAACAAUUAGUCUGAUUUCCAUUCAAAGUAUACUUCAAAGGCUAAGAUAUUCGAUCUUGAUCUGCUUGUGUUAUUGAAAGAAAUUGUUAUGUAAACAGACACAUUGAGGUCAAGCAGAAAAAACAUAUUGUAAAUAUAGUUAAUAGCGAAUACAGAUUGAAAUGAAAUUUAUUUAAGUUCAUGCC
Mangifera indica (mango) is the source of this 2559-nucleotide messenger RNA. RefSeq names its product asparagine--tRNA ligase, cytoplasmic 2. Gene Ontology annotation, cellular component: mitochondrion. Gene Ontology annotation, molecular function: asparagine-tRNA ligase activity; ATP binding. The transcript is spliced from 8 exons. Bases 450 to 2384 code for a protein of 644 amino acids. Lineage: Eukaryota; Viridiplantae; Streptophyta; Magnoliopsida; Sapindales; Anacardiaceae. The record is from RefSeq and is a predicted model, not a curated record. Gene Ontology annotation, biological process: asparaginyl-tRNA aminoacylation.